Molecule: messenger RNA, 810 nt
Organism: Ostreococcus lucimarinus CCE9901
Lineage: Eukaryota; Viridiplantae; Chlorophyta; Mamiellophyceae; Mamiellales; Bathycoccaceae
Exons: 2
Coding region: 1-810 (269 amino acids)
Source: RefSeq, a predicted model, not a curated record
AUGACGAACGCGACGAAAGGUGAAGUGAUGCCGUCCAUUAUCAUCGGUGGUGGACGCGUCGGGCAAGCGUUGAGGGAUAUGGGCGUCGAGGGCGACGUCGUCGUGCGCCGAGGCGAGGCGUUUCCGAGCGAGCCCAAGACGGGGCCGAUUUACGUCGCCACUCGCAACGACGUGCUGGAAGAUGUGAUCAAAAAUUGUCCGGCCGACCGCAGAGAAGAUUUGGUUUUCAUGCAAAACGGGAUGCUGCAGCAGUUUCUCGAUGCGCAAGGUCUUGGGGCGAACACUCAAGCGCUAAUUUAUUUUGCGGUCGCCGCUCUCGGCGACAAGCCAACCGACGGGGUAACUGAGUUAAACCCCGAAGGUCUCACGGCGGCGACGGGCAAGUGGGCCGACGCCGUCGCCGCGCGUUUCCAUAACGGUGAUUUGAGUUGCCACGUUUUAGACGCUCCGACGUACGAAGGUUCCAUGUACGAGAAAUUGAUAUGGAUUUGCGCGAUGAUGCUGGUCGGCGCUCAACACGAAGGCGCCAAGGUUGGCGACGUCGCGACGACGUACAAAGAUGAAGUCGUGGCUUUGAUCGAAGAAUUGUUGUCUGGUACUACCGCGUGCACUGGGGCGAAAUUCGCCCCCGGAGCCGUCGAUCGACUGAUCGCGUACGCAAAGACUGUCGCACAUUUCCCGUGCGGCGUCAAGGAAUUUCCUUGGCGAAACGGUUACUUCUACGGCUUAUCCGAAAAAGCGAUCGCAGAUGGUAAAUCGGACCCGUUCCCGACUCACACCGCGCUCCUGAAAAACAUCGGUGCCAUUUAA